Hibiscus syriacus is the source of this 628-nucleotide messenger RNA. Its product is annotated as MYB-like transcription factor ODO1. NCBI's taxonomy places the organism in Eukaryota, Viridiplantae, Streptophyta, Magnoliopsida, Malvales, Malvaceae. Bases 39 to 554 code for a protein of 171 amino acids. The transcript has 3 exons. The record is from RefSeq and is a predicted model, not a curated record.
UUAAUUACAUUUUUGUUUGUGUCUAGUGAGAGUAAGCUAUGGGUAGGAAGCCUUGCUGUGACAAACUGGGAGUUAAAAAGGGACCGUGGACAGCUGAGGAAGACAAGAAACUCAUCAACUUUAUUCUCACCAAUGGUCAGUGUUGCUGGCGUGCUGUUCCUAUGCUCGCUGGCCUCCGCCGCUGUGGCAAAAGCUGCCGGCUUCGAUGGACUAAUUAUCUUCGGCCUGAUUUGAAGAGGGGCCUUCUUUCUGAUGAUGAAGAACAAUUGGUUAUUGAUCUUCAUUCCCGUCUUGGAAAUAGGUGGUCGAAGAUUGCAGCCAGGUUGCCAGGCAGAACCGACAAUGAGAUCAAGAACCACUGGAACACCCACAUCAAGAAGAAGCUUCUAAAAUUGGGAAUCGACCCAGUUACUCAUGAACCUUUAAACAAAGAAUCCAAGCCUGAAGAAAGUUCUCCCCAGAAAACGGCGGCAGCAUCACCAACUCGUCAGAGGAUAAUUCCAGCACUACACCAACUGAGAAUUUUUCCACCACCGAUGACUCCACUUUGUUAGACAGCAUUUGAAACGACGAAACGUUGUUGACGAGCUUAUGGCUCGAUGAACCUGCCCUGGCUGAUGCUUGGAAC